Messenger RNA from Phialemonium atrogriseum, 929 nucleotides. RefSeq lists its product as uncharacterized. The record is from RefSeq and is a predicted model, not a curated record. Bases 96 to 725 code for a protein of 209 amino acids. The transcript has a single exon. NCBI's taxonomy places the organism in Eukaryota, Fungi, Ascomycota, Sordariomycetes, Cephalothecales, Cephalothecaceae.
AAGUGGCUGAUGGAGGACCGGGAGAAGCCCCCGGCUCGAGACUGCAGAUUGGAUGCAGCUAGCCCUGCGGGCGGCUAUGAGUCAUAUUUAGACACAUGGCACUUGGGUGGCUUUUGGAGCUCCAAAGAGCUCAUCCAUUGCGGGCAGUGGGGCACCCACCAAAGCUAGCGCCAAACGCCGUGUGGGGGACGUACCACACACACUCACCCACGACUUCUGGUGCGACGCGCAGCGCGAGCAAGAAAGUGAGGCGUUGGCGCGGCUUUUUUGGCGACUCGCGGAUGGACACGAAUGGCGGGACCAUGCGUCAACGAGCUUGGGGCAUCAACGGUCCUGUGAAGAAGCCCAUCGAUCUGGAGAGGACCUUCACUCUUCCAGGGUCCCCUGGAUUUUCCAGACUCGGUAUUCGUGAAGAAACAGAACAGGUACCUGUCCAUCAUGCGGCACGAUUCCAUACACGUCGCAUACCUACCUACCGCAUGUUGGGCAGCGACUUCGAUUCUGCAAGCGAAAUUUCGGGUGCUAUCUCCCCCUCGGCCUCAUUUCCAUCAAACCUGCCCAAAUUGACGCCUGCUGUCUUUCCUGUCUGCUUCAACCAGACCACCUGCCCACCCUACUCACCCCGGUUCAUCUCCAUCUUCUCGUGGUCCACGUGCUAUUUUUGGACCGCCAGAUGUCGGAGAGGUGACCUCAUUCUAGCAUUGGCGAGGUGGACAGCAUCAUAGAGCGAGCGGCUACUGAAAUUUGCAAAUGCUACUCGCGCCGCUUCGCCUCAUAGCUAGUAGUCGUACGGCGUGAAGCCAGUCGGUCGGUCGAGAUCCGCCCUUUCCACGGGCUGGAGUCCUCAAACAAGUCCGCGGGCGGCUACAGGUUCGUAGAGGCGAGAUUGCGGUCCUCCUUCGGGCCUGAGGCUCCCAGCGUCAGAGAUU